CAUUUUAGUGACUUCAUAUUGAUGAUGACGCUCAGUUGAAGACAAGAUGGCGGACGCGCUGCUGGUGACCAUCUUGGUCUCCCAGGUGGCGAUGUAUUUGCUCGUCGCCUACAUGUUCCGCGCGCUGCGGUGUAAAAACUACGAGCGCAGUGCCAGCGAGUUGCAGCAGGCGCUGAUUGCCAGGUGGCGGCUUGUUCAGAUUUCUUUUUGUGUCUAAUGAACGCACAUUCUCUGUGAGUUUUGACCAGGUUUGUUGUGAAUUCUACAGGGAGGAGACGACAGGCGAGCAUCGUGUCGACAUUGCUAAGCUGUAUGUGAGCGCACGAUGCAGAGGAAGAAAUCGUGAGGUGCCGGGUGUGCGCUUUUGCAAAUACUCAACAGUUCAAAUUCUGUGUGUUAUGUGGCGAAAAGCUCAAGUUAUCGCCAACAGAGCGAGUACGGGCGCGGAGUCCUCUCACAGCUCGCCAGCUACGUGUAAGGUGGGCUGGACAACGAAUUUCCACUGCUGCAUAGUAAUUGAGCGGUGUUUUCAUAAUUACUCUGUGCUGAUUGAACAGACGUCGGAAUGAAUGGCAGCGGAAGCUCAGAUGUGAGAAAGUAUCGUGGCAUCGAGACUACGAUCAUGAUUGUUUCCAGUAUCCUGGAUAUGUUGCAAUGUUUCACAAGGAAGAGGAAGAGCGUGAGGACGGAGAGCUGGCGGUAGUCCUACAUAAUGGAGAGCCUGGUUCAAUAAUUUUGAAUCUGCGAAACGAGAAUGGGAUGGUAAAAUUGGAGAUAUUAUCUGGUGAAGAUGCGGAUGCGCUCGAAUUUGCGACGGGAUCAGCUUCGUCAAGGACCGUCGACAUCAAGGAACUAAUAGAUUUGUCCAAAGAAGACUUCCCGACUAAAUUCGCGCAUUUCGUUGCCUACACCUCUUCGUUAAUUGUGCCGGCUGAGCUGGAGGUGUUGAAGCUUUUCCUACGUCGCGAACAUGUUGUCGAAGAAUCGAUGGAGUAUUUUUGCUGUUUGGAUGAUAAUGAUACUCGUGCAGUGGUUCGGAUAGAUUUUGCAGCAGAGACUGGAGUUGAUGCGGGUGGUGUACACCGUGAAUGGUUUAGUCUCGUUACGGAGCUGGUUAUCAAUCCUUGUUUGGGUGUCUUCGUCUGUACAAACCACGAGACCCAGACGUAUUUCUUCAAUGUGAGCUCGAAGCAGUGGAUCGGUGAGGAACAUUUAGCAUAUUACUUCUUCGCCUUUGGACGGCUUAUCGGGCGUGCACUAUUAGAGGGUGAAGUGAUCGGAUUCCACUUUGCACCGGCACUGCUUAAGACUAUCCUUGGUGUUCCUAUCACUUUUCACGAUUUCGAAAGUUUUGAUCCGGUGACGUACAAGAGCUUGAAGUGGAUGCUGGAGCACGAGGGGGCUGAUAAGCUCGGUUUAGACUUUACUGCAACGAGGAAAGAUGCAGUUGGCAACCUGGUAACAGUAAAGCUGGUGCCCAAUGGUGACGAUAUAUCUGUGACUGACGAGAACAAGCAUGAGUUCGCAGAGCGCUGGCUUCAAUAUUUUUUACUCGAAUGCGUUUCUGAUCAGUUGUACGUGUUCUUAAAGGGACUGUAUCAAGUGAUUCCGAGAGAGGUUUUCAUGCUCUUUGACGCGGAAGAACUAGACUACAUACUCUGUGGUUGCGACUCGAUUGAUGUGACGGAUUGGGAAGCGCAUACAAGAUGCUCCAGGAAUCUCACAGGGACAAGAAUUCUUCGAUGGUUCUGGGGAUUGGUUCGAGAUAUGCACUCGGAAUGUCGCCGUCGAUUGCUGCAGUUUGCAACGGGAUGCUCAAGAGUACCGAUCGGGGGAUUCCGGUACCUGACAAGCCACGACGGACAGAUUUGCCCAUUUACGUUGAAGGGAGUGCAUUCGCCUUACAUUCGAAGUCACUCGUGCUUCAACCGGUUGGACUUGCCGUUGGUAUCGUCUCGAGCGCAGCUCAAGGAAGUGCUGUAUGCAACACUCAACACUGAGACGUACGGGUUCACGACAGCGUAGUAAACGUAUUGUCAACUAUAGAUCCAACGGAAGUAAACAAACUAUUCCGCGAGGGCAUGCUGCGAAGGUACAACAUUCUAGCCUCCACACAAGUGUCCACAUUGGGGGGUUACAAUUGAUUACUUUUCCCCACCAAUCGAGACUGAGCGUCACUGGAUAUCCUGUAGAAUUCCUACGGACAGUUUGCGCCGUAAACGCGACGGAAAAAAGGCAUCAGCAAAUUGCUGACAGCAGUUGCUACCAACGUCUCGAAGGCAACAAGAUGCGGAUCACAAGGGCCGUAGAUUAAGGUUAUGUUAUGUAACACAAACCAACCAAAGCAACAAUAGCGUUCUCAAUUCGAUGUUGAAGCUGUCUGGAGAAAGCUGCUUGGGCGUCGUCUAUUUAACGAUGACGAAGUGGAAAGUCUCUAUUGCACGUGGUUGUAACGUUUACUGCGUCGGUAAACUUGUGUUUGUCCGACCAUGGAACACAAAACCCGAGGCGAUUGGAUGGUUGUUGGAUUUGCAUAUUGUGGAGCCCGAGUUUGCUCGACACUGAGCCACGGCCACCAAACACGCCCCCUGCAGCCCCGAAGUAAAACCACCCGACGAGCACUAAUGUUACAGUUGCUUAUGGGAAGUAUUUUGCCAUACGCUACUUGCAGUACCUGUGAUACAAAUGAACAAGUUGAACUUUCACUUUACUGAC
This is a messenger RNA of Phytophthora nicotianae INRA-310, 2715 nucleotides long. RefSeq lists its product as hypothetical. Bases 655 to 2025 code for a protein of 456 amino acids. Gene Ontology annotation, molecular function: ubiquitin-protein transferase activity. The transcript is spliced from 2 exons. The record is from RefSeq and is a predicted model, not a curated record. NCBI's taxonomy places the organism in Eukaryota, Oomycota, Peronosporomycetes, Peronosporales, Peronosporaceae.